GCGCAUGCUCACUCACAGAAAUCUGCCCAGGAUUUCGUGAUAUUAUUGUGCUGUGUUGGAUAGCAGUAGUUUCACCGUUUUUCGAUUGACUAUUCACUUAUUGUUUAUUUUGAGAAUAUCAGUUAACAUGGCAGAUCCAAGAAUACGACAGAUCAAAAUCAAGACUGGCGUAGUAAAGCGGCUGGUAAAGGAGAAGGUCAUGUAUGUCAAGGAGACCAGGCAGCAGGAGGAGAAGAUUGAACGACUGAAAGCAGAGGCCUGCGACGAAGAGGCCGACUCCGAGGCCAGGUAUGUCAUCAAGAAACAGUUGGAGGUGCUACAGGAGUCCAAGAUGAUGGUUCCAGACUGUCACAGGCGUUUGACCAUAGCACACGCAGACCUGUCCCAGAUACUAGAAACAGAAGAGGACUUGGCUGAAGCAGAGGAGUACAAAGAGGCCAGGACCGUAUUGGAUUCAGUGAAGCUUGAAGGAUGAUGUUCUCACUCUGUAAUGCACUACUUAAAUGUCUAUUUCAUUCAUCUGGGCUUGUUUGGAAACACAGACAAACAAAAUCGUUCAGCAUCUUUUUCUCUUUCUCUCGCUCUUUUUUUUAUUUUUUAUUUCUACAUUUGAAAACAACGUGCAGUCUGAUGUCGACAUCCUUCUCCUGAGUGUACAAUCUCACACAAGCAGCAAAUAAAAAUGUAUUUCUUUUCUUAACAUGGGGGUUUGCUUUGUUUCUUCAACUAUACAGCUGCAAAUUAAGCCUGGUUGUAUUGUUUAACUCAUAUUAAAGCCAUACAAUAGUA
Molecule: messenger RNA, 789 nt
Organism: Oncorhynchus tshawytscha (Chinook salmon)
Lineage: Eukaryota; Metazoa; Chordata; Actinopteri; Salmoniformes; Salmonidae
Gene: tbca
Product: tubulin cofactor a
Exons: 4
Coding region: 128-475 (115 amino acids)
Biological process (GO): tubulin complex assembly; post-chaperonin tubulin folding pathway
Cellular component (GO): cytosol; microtubule cytoskeleton
Molecular function (GO): beta-tubulin binding
Source: RefSeq, a predicted model, not a curated record